Molecule: messenger RNA, 631 nt
Organism: Gordionus sp. m RMFG-2023
Lineage: Eukaryota; Metazoa; Nematomorpha; Gordioida; Chordodea; Parachordodidae
Product: late histone H2B.L4
Exons: 2
Coding region: 136-498 (120 amino acids)
Cellular component (GO): nucleosome
Molecular function (GO): protein heterodimerization activity; structural constituent of chromatin; DNA binding
Source: RefSeq, a predicted model, not a curated record
UAUUUAGAAAUAAUGGCGUAUUGAAUUUCUAUUGGAUGAAUUUUUAUGAAAAACAUUUUAUUGGUUGAAUAGAUUUUUAUAAAAUGUAUUUAAUUUGACUCCAUUUAUUAUAAAUAGUAUAAAAUAGAUUAAAAUAUGCCUCCUAAGCCAUCUGGAAAAGCUGUCAAAAAGACCUCUAAACCCAAGAUAACUAAAGAUAAGAAGAGAAGAAAAUCUAGGAAAGAAUCUUAUGGAAUAUAUAUUUAUAAAGUGCUUAAGCAGGUACAUCCUGAUACUGGGAUAUCUAGCAAAGCUAUGUCUAUCAUGAAUUCAUUUGUGAACGAUUUGUUUGAAAGAAUUGCUGCAGAAGCUUCUCGUUUGGCCCACUACAACAAACGCUCAACUAUAUCAAGUAGGGAAAUUCAGACUGCCGUAAGACUUCUUUUGCCUGGUGAGUUGGCCAAACAUGCUGUAAGUGAAGGAACAAAAGCGGUGACUAAAUAUACCAGCUCAAAAUAAAUGCUAACCCUAAAAUAUAUCUGUUAUUACAAUGUAAUUUUAUAUUUGUUAUGGAUUUUGAUGUAUUUCUUUAAUAUAUUUGCCAAUAAAUAAUUUUUUUAAUUUGAAAUAAAUGUAUACUAGUUCCUUGUAA